Molecule: messenger RNA, 789 nt
Organism: Serendipita indica DSM 11827
Lineage: Eukaryota; Fungi; Basidiomycota; Agaricomycetes; Sebacinales; Serendipitaceae
Source: the annotation of a GenBank genome assembly
AUGUCUUUUGUCGCCCGACACACCGCACUGAGCCGACUCAACGCUCUUAAAAAAUCUUUGGCAGACCCUUCUUCUAGGCAUCUACACUUUCAACGAAAUAUGAGCAGUAGUGCUCCUGAACAAAUUGUCCUCUACACGUCGUCGACCCCAAACGGACGAAAGGCUUCAAUCUUCCUUGAGGAACUCAAAACUGCAUAUGGUCUCCAGUACGCCGUCCGACCUAUCACACUCAGCAAGAAUGAGCAAAAAGAGGAUUGGUUCAUUCGAAUUAACCCAAACGGACGAAUUCCCGCUAUUGUCGAUAACCAGAAUGACGGCUUUAAAGUAUUUGAAUCCGCCGCUAUUCUUCUAUACUUAGCAUCAAGAUACGACAAGGAUCGCAAGUUUUCGUUUGACGUCGGGAGCAACGACGAAAGCGAGGCGUUGCAGUGGAUAUUCUUCACUCAUGGAGGCGUUGGACCCAUGCAAGGCCAAGCGAAUCAUUUCGUGAGAUACGCGCCUGAAAAGAUCCCGUACGCUAUCAAUCGGUAUAUCGAAGAGACAAAACGCCUCUAUUCUGUACUUGAGAUUCGGCUGAACGACCGAGAAUUCCUAGCUGGCCCAGGAAAGGGAACAUAUUCGAUUGCUGAUAUCAACGCGUUCCCGUGGGUGAAUGGACACGCAUUCACAGGAAUCGAGUCGCUGGACGCUUGGCCUGGAGUAAAAGCUUGGGUGGCACGUAUUCAAGCGAGAGAACAAGUACAAGCGGGUAUCGCUGUUCCCAAAAGCUCGGCAACACAAAGAUUAUAA